UGCGCCUCAUUACGAGCAAGGUUGCUGCAUCUUUUUAGGUAGCUACAAGCGUUCUUUCGACAGCCAAAGGGUCGCAUGGUGUCAGGGACGCGCCUAGUCACGGGAACAGUAAUACAGCGCGUGCUCGUAAGCCCAGAUCGCGCUUAGACAGCAAAGGGAAUCAAACAGCGUGCAAGAAUUGAACCCCAAUGGUUACAUUGGGCCAGAACAUGCAGUCGAUGAUCUACGCACAAUACUUCGCUGCGCUCAAUUUCGCAACGUAUUUUACUUUGUAUCGGAGAAGAUAAGGACAUCAAACUCAUCUGUAUGAUCGGGGGACAGGAGCGCACAGUAUGGUCCGGGAAACCAGACAUUUAUGGGUGGGAAAUUUACCCGAAAAUGUACGAGAGGAGAAAAUAAUUGAGCAUUUCAAACGAUAUGGACGGGUGGAGAGUGUCAAGGUCCUUCCAAAGCGGGGUUCAGAAGGUGGAGUCGCAGCCUUUGUGGAUUUUGUGGACAUUAAAAGUGCUCAGAAGGCACAUAAAUCAAUCAACAAGAUGGGGGACAGAGACCUGCGCACUGAUUACAAUGAGCCAGGCACAAUCCCUAGUGCUGUGAGAGGGCUGGACGAAUGCCUGUCCUUAGGCUCUCGUGGACGGGAUGUUUCAGGGUUCAUAAGGGCGGCAGGGGGCCCGGUGUAUGGGCCCCCUGCAUCUCUCCACAGCAGAGAGGGACGCUAUGAACGCAGACUAGACGGGACUGCUGAAAGUCGGGAUCGAGCGUAUGAUCACAGUGCCUAUGGUCAUCACGAGCGUGCUAGCAGCAGCUUUGACCGGCAGCGUCACUACGACACAGACUAUUACCGAGAUACCAGGGAGAGAACGCUUAACUCUGGGACUGGAACUGCCUGUGGAGGUGGUGGGGCUGUCUCUGCAGGGAUCGUUGGAGGGGUUGUAGGUGCUGGCGUCAGUGGAACAGGUGGAGGGGCUGUGGCUGGAGGAAGUGGAGGAUCUUCAUCGGUUGGUGUGGGAUACUAUCGUUCACAUAGCCGGAGCCCAAGCCACUUUGAUACACCAGAACCUCGAUAUGAGCCUCGUGCCAGAGAACCAUUUAUACUGGCCAGCGUAGUUCACAGGGAUUUGUACCAAGAAGAGGGAGGUCGGCGUAGAGAUCGGUCUUACCACGACAGUCGCAGCCGAUCUCCACACUCUACACAUUCACGUAACCCCUCUCCACAAAGGUUGUCGACUCAGGCAUCCCGGCCUCCACGCUCCCACAGUGGCUCUGGCUCUCGCAGCUGUUCCUCCAGUUCCGACUCAGUCAGCAGUACCAGCAGCAGCACCAGUGGCAGCAGUGAUUCCAGCAGUUGUUCAAGUGAUGGCUCCCCAGCACGUUCAGUUCAGUCUGCUGCCAUCCCUGCACCUUUAUCUCUGCCUUUAUCUGCCCUUGACAAGGAUGAGCCUCGAAAAAGCUUUGGUGUCAAGGUCCAGAAUCUUCCUGUGCGUUCUACAGAUACAAGUCUAAAGGAUGGCCUGUUCCAUGAGUUCAAGAAGUAUGGAAAGGUGACGUCUGUGCAAAUCCAUGGAGCUUUAGAAGAGCGCUAUGGACUAGUGUUCUUUCGCCAGCAGGAGGACCAGGAAAAGGCCCUGGCUGCAUCAAAGGGGAAGCUGUUUUUUGGCAUGCAAAUUGAGGUCAUUGCCUGGAACGGCCCUGGUGCGUCCACAACUGAGACUGAAAGCGAGAAUGAGUUCCGGCCUCUGGAUGAGAGGAUAGACGAGUUUCACCCCAAAGCCACACGGACUCUGUUUAUUGGCAACCUGGAAAAGACCACCAGCUACCAUGAUCUGCUCAAUAUCUUUCAGCGCUUUGGGGAGAUAGUGGAUAUUGACAUCAAGAAAGUGAAUGGUGCCCCUCAGUAUGCCUUUCUACAGUACAGUGACAUUACCAGUGUCUGUAAGGCCAUAAAGCAGAUGGAUGGAGAGUACCUCGGCAACAAUAGGCUAAAGCUUGGAUUUGGAAAAAGUAUGCCCACAACUUGUGUUUGGUUGGAUGGUUUAGCCUCCAACAUCACAGAGCAGUAUCUCACUCGUCAUUUCUGUCGUUAUGGACAUGUUAUCAAGGUUGUAUUUGACAGACCCAAAGGAAUGGCCCUUAUACUGUAUAAUAACAUAGAAUAUGCGCAGGCAGCUGUCAAGGAGACCAAGGGUUGGAAGAUUGGUGGCAACAAAAUUAAGGUGGACUUUGCCAAUCAGGAAAGUCAGAUGGCUUUCUAUCACUCAAUGCAGGCAUCUGGGCAGGACAUUCGCGACUUCUAUGAAAUCCUGUCUGAGCGAAGGGAUGAGCGCAGGCCGCAAUAUGAGUUUACAGCUGAACGGCCAUUCUUUGAUAAUAGUGUGCGAACACCUGGAGGAACCUUCACAGAAGAUCCCCGUCGCAAGUUACCUGACAGAGGCCGCGAGUUCUACACAGAAUGGGACUCAUACCAGGGGGAUUUCUAUGACCCGCGUUACUUUGAUGAUCCGCGUGAAUACAGAGAUUACAGAGACCCCUAUGAGCAGGACAUCCGCAAAUACAGUUACUUGCAGAGGGAGCAUGAGCGGGAGCGCUUUGAAACAGACCGUGAACGUGACCAUGGGCGGAGAACAAUGGAACACAGCCAGAGCCCUUCUCACCCUCAUCGCCCUGCCAGUCCUACAGCGUCCCACUCCCUCUCUGAGCGUCUACCAAAUGACUCUGAUCGCCGCAUUUGCUGUAGAUCCUCAGAGCGAAGUGCCAGCUGCAGUUCACUCUCACCUCCGAGAUUUGACAAGGCACGACCCGAUCGGUAUAAUAAGAGCGAUAAGCCAGAGAAGGAGAGACCAUUUGAAACUGAACAUGGUACUGGGGGUGAUAAGGAAAAGAGGUCUGGGCGCAAGGAGAAGGGUGAGAAACAGAGGUUGAGAAAACUUAAAUUGCAAUCUCCCAGCAUUCCAUCGCCUGAGACAGUGCCUAAACUGGAAAGAGAAGUUAGUCCAGAUGCAGGCCCUCGAAGCAAAGUCAGCAAGUUUCCUCUUAAGGAAAAAGAAGGCUCAGGCAAAGGACGGCUAGAUCUACCACCUUGUGUGGUGCAGCUAACACGUGUGAAGGAGAAGGAAGGGAAAUUGCUUGGUCAUGCUAUCCUAGAAAAACAAAGGGUUAGAGGUGGGAAUGACAGUAUUCGUCUUGCAUCACCUUCAAGGGAUCAGAAAAGUCCUCCCUUCCGCAUAGAUCCCCAAAAAGGAGAUAUAGUCAAGCAUGGGAAGGUGCCAAAAGACAAAAACCUUGAAGUUGUAGACAAGGAUGGUAAAAUGAAAGCCAAAAAACAUAUGAAAGCUGAACCUAGGUAUGAUGAUUCUAACUCUGUGGAUGUUCACCGUCUAGCUGCACGAAAGAGGCGUUUUGAAGACUCCAUGGGGAAGACCGAUCAACUGAAGAGGGAGAGUCCGGAAGAGGGCAGUAGACUGGGACUUAGGAAGACACCUGACAGUGCUAUGGCAAAGGAGAAUGAGGGUGCAAAGAGCUUAUUGCGAAAAGUGGUGCAUAAGAUGGAGCAUUGCAAGGCUAAAUCUGAGAGACUUGUUACUGUUUGCAGUCCUCAAGAUGAACAAGAGUCUGAAAUAGUCUCCAUGGGAAUGGGACUUGGACUCAGUUUGGAACUUCAGUCACGACUUGGAGAACCAACAGAAGAGGCAACAGAUCCAUUAGACCCAACCUGUCUGAAAAUUCAGUUUUGGGGAUCAAGUCUCACGAAAAUCUCUGAUGGGAGUCUUGACCAGGACGCAUUCACGCAACUGCCGCAACAAGACAAUGGCGAGCAGGGUGUAGGAUUUUACAAAAGUAGAGGGGAGACUGAGGAACGACUUGAGUCGGACCUUGACCACUCUCAGACCUGCAGAAAACAAAUGGAACAGAGCCGACAGCUUCGGCUGAAGCUAGAAGAGCCUGACAAAUCACAUAAAUCAGAAAGCUCACAAGACGGCGACACAGAGGACUUUGAAAGGUGCAAUCUGGUGCAUGAGGUAGGAAAAACACUUCAAGAUGUUACAGACGAUUCUCCAUCUAGCAAACAUAAGAAAUCCGAGAGUUUUGACUUUGACUUGCUAAGUGGUAAGAGAGCCCGCAACUACAGGUCUUCCUGUGAAUUAAAUGAAGACCCUGACCUGAGUGUCAUAUCUUUUUCUGGCUCUGGUCCCUUUCCCUCAAAUGAAGAAGAUUGUGCUUCCCGGUUAGCACAAUCAGUUACCAAUAAAGAGACUAAAGACUCUCCAAAAGAAGAAGACAAAGUCUACUCGCAAGUAGAUUCAUUGAAAUACAGCUUGGACAUGACACCUAAUCAUUUCCAUUCCCCUAUCACAGAAUUUCCCAAGCUUAAAACAGCAUUGCUUGGGUGUAACGAGCAGCUACUUCAACGAUGGGAGAGUAGAAUCAAAUCUGACUGCCUCAGAAUGGACAUGACCUUCCCCAGUAGCAUUGUGAAACAAGAAAGCAUUUGCAAACAUCUUGUGUGUGAACUAGAGCCUGGAGAAGUACCGUCAGAUUCAGAUGAUGAUGGUGAGAACAAAAACCACUCCCCUAAGCCCAACACCUCACUGUCCUCUAUCCUCGGGGAACGUGAAGAAAGGUUGACAGGCCUCAAGCUCUCAUGCUCCCUGGAGAAGAACAAGUUCUAUUCUUUUGCAUUAGACAAGACUAUCACUCCAGACACACAAGCACUUCUUGAGCGAGCCAAGUCAUUGUCCUCCGCAAGGGAGGAUAAUUGGUCCUUUCUUGACAGAGACUCUCGCUUUGCCAGUCUUCGCAGUAGCUCAGACAAAGAAAAGGUAGAGUCUGUACCACGACCUAUCCCGUCUUGGUACAUGAAAAAGAAGAAGAUUCGUACCGACUCUGAAGGUAAACUGGAUGACAAUAAGAAAGACCACAAAGCAGAGGAUCUGGAACGGCAGGAGCUGUUUGCAUCUCGUUUUCUUCAUAGUUCAAUCUUUGAGCAAGAUUCACGGCGUCUACAACAUCUUGAGCGCAAAGAUCCUGAGUUGGGAAUUGGCAGACAUCCUGCCAAACAGGAUACUGUCAAAGGACAACCUGGGCCAUGGGGAGGGGACCUUCAAGAGCCCAUAGUGCUUUUUCAUAGCCGCUUUCUGGAGCUUCAACAACAGAAGGAGACCUCAUGGGGCCACUUUCCACAAGAAAUUGAAAGUGUUGAUGAGAGUGAACAAGAAGAGUCUCCCAAGGUUUUAGAGUUCAUGCAGAAGGCCGAUAUUAAAUCAGUCAGCCCUGCUCUCAUCUUGCCAAUUUCACAGUUUCUUUCUUCACCCAGAGAGAUUUCUCCACAGCAGGAGAAAGAGGUUGUUUUAACUACUUCAUCCUCUGAACAGACUGUUUCACUGAUUGAAGAGGAAAAAGUAGAACAUAAUCUUGAAGUGUUCCCACCCCAAUCUCCUCUAGUAGAGAUCCAACCCCCUGCCUCUUUUUUAAUCAUACCCAUAUCACCUUUCCUUUCAGAUGCUGAGGUUAAAGUUGAACCUAAAGAGGUAUUAUGUGAACCCAGAGUUACAACUGAAGGCAAUCUUACAAUGGAUCAUACAUCUUUCCUUGAUAAUAAGCUUCCCACUCCUGGUGCCUCAUUAAGUAGUUUUGAGGCAAAUGCUGCUGAAUUCACCUGCUCUGCUUCCCCAAAGGUUGACGAGAAUAUAGAAAUGGUAAAGAUAGAGACCCAACCAGAGAAACUAUAUUCUAAGGACAUUGACAAACCUCAGAAAUCUGACGAUUCCCAAGAAGUUCACAUACCAGUCUCAGAGGCUGGAAUCAAACCAGCAAAGGCAAUUCGCAAACAACCCAAGAGUAAAAGAGCUAAGCCAAAUGUGUCAGAAACACAAAUCCUGGAGCCCCCCAAAACCGCUGUCUCUGAGAAACCAGUAACUCGAAAGAGUGAGCGAAUUGACAGAGAGAAGCUGAAAAGGUCUUCAUCUCCACGAGGAGAAGUAUUAAAGGCAUCAUCAGAACCUAAAACCACAGCCAAGUCACCAGUUAAUGUCCCUGACUCUGAGAAUGAAUCAAUUCUAAUCCACGGAAGGAGCAGACGGCGAAAUGUUCGGUCAGUUUAUGCCACACCAUCUGAAGGGGAUGCCCAGCCACCAUGUAAAGAGGUGGUGGAGUCUUCUUGCUCCACCCGUAAGUGUGGUGUUGACAAGGAUCUAGUGCUGCAGCAGGAUGCAUUGAACACAUCUACCUACACAAGGCGAGGUCGCCCACCCAAGUCACGCAGGCGAGGGGAAGAUGUGUCACCAGUGAAAGGGGACUCACAGAAAUCAUCAGAGGAAGACAUUGACAUGAAAGAGCCUGCGAACACUGGACAGGGUUCCAGAAUGUCUGAGGGGUGGUGUUCACCCCGUAUGCAGAAAGUGCAGACAGCUCAAGUGUCUUCACUUACUGGGGCUUCAAUUGGUAGGAAAGCAAGUAGAGUAGACAAACAAUCCGAGAGUGCAACAUCAUCAGGAGAGAAGUCAGUUGAUAGUACAACUACUGAAGAGCCUGAGCCCAAAAUAAAAGAUGAGUCAGAAGAAGCAGGGAAAUUAUUAGAGGAAGCAAUGCAAUGCUUGCCAACACAGAAAGACGAAGGAAACAAAGUGCUAACUGAUCAAAUUGAGAAAAAGUAUUCUGAAGGGGACAUUGAGAGGAUAGAAUCUACCCAUGUGGAGAAAAGACAACAAUCUGAAAAGAGCACCAAGGUUUACACAAAAGCACCAAGGUUUACACGAAAUGCCAAAUUGGUGACAGAGGAUAAAUCGCAUGGCUUGAGAAACCUUGAGAUUCGUGUAAGCGUAGAUGAUGUGAAAGGGUUGCUUUGCUCUGAGGAGGAUGAGGCUGAAUCUUUUGAGACCACUGCUAAAAAUGCCAAACCAGGAGUACCAGAUAAAGAAGAAGCAAGGACUCAGUGUUAUCUGAAAGAUGCCGCAGAGUUCAGCCCAGAGGAAAAGGAAGAUGUUCUGUUAGACCCUGAACAAACGGUAGACCCAGCAGCCGCUAUUUUGGCACGUCAGAUGGAACUGGAACGGGCAGUGGAGAAUAUUGCCAAACUUACAGUUGUGCAACCUCUUCAACCCUAUAAGGAACCACCUGCAGAGCCACCUACCCUGCUGCCCCCUGUCACUGUAGAACCAGAGAAUGAAAUGGAGGGGGAGAAGUCAGCUAUUCCUGCCAGUGAAACCGAACUAGCUGCUGCUAUUGAUUCCAUUACUGCUGAAGACAUAUCUACUGAUACAGAUGGUUUCACAGCUCCUUCCACUUAUACUGCAAUUGUUCCUACCCCAGAGCCUCUGGUCUUACCCUCUGCCAAUGAUGUCUUGGAACCAGAAACACACAUGGCUAUCAGCAACAUUAUUGAUCCAGAGAUGGGAGUUUUGAUUCCCAGUGCCAAACCCCUGACGACAGAUGCUAAAGCCUCUGAAUCAACAGUCUCUGUGGCCUCUGCUGAAGAUGAGUCCCUUCUACCAGAAACACACGCGAAAAAAGGGAAAGCAGUCAGACCUAAGACUUCAAAGAGGUCCAGAGGACGAAAGGCUGUCAACCGGAAGGGAGAACCUGCUGAAGAGGUAUCAGAAGCUGAGACCUCUCCCUUCAAGCUACCAGAGUCCAUUCCUGAAGAAGUUAAAGUCAUCAACUCUAAGGCAGCUACUGCUACAGCAACAGCCACUGUUGUCACCGCAGCUGCUACCUGCAAAUGUGAUAUCACAUGUACCAUGACUGUGAACACUCCCAAGGAGGCAGAACAACCUGCUGUGGAACAACCCGUACCUGAAGAAUCAGCCUUUCACUCUGGUACCAAGAGACUUCCUCAUUUCAAAAAGUUUCAAAUAUCAGCAGUAGCCCCUACUCUCUCUCCAUCCCCUGCUCUCACACCUUCUCCAACCCAAUUGAAUGUCCCUCCACCCUGCCAAGGCAAGAUGCCUGUUUCACCAGACUGGCUUCACAGAUCUGAAGAAAGUAUAAUACAUGCUACUCCUGCAACUCUAGUUUCUGUAGUGACUCCCUCUGCACCAGCAGUAACAGCACUUGGAAGCCAGUCGGCAAAUCCACUUAUGCCUCCUGAUACUAAGGCAUCGGAUAUUGACUCUAGCUCCAGCACUCUCAGAAAGAUCCUCAUGGAUCCCAAAUAUGUGUCAGCAUCAAACAGCAAUGCCAUUCCUACUACAGUGCUAACCACAAUGCUGGCAGACCCUCGCAUGUCAGAGAAUGAAAACUCAUCUGACACAAUGGCUGCUAGGCACACGCAUCCUGAAGACAGACCCUUUCCUUUCACUCUUCAAAAACCAUCCCCGCUCACCGAGACCCAGCAGAACUUUGGAGAGAAGAUGGUGCAUUCAGUCAUUUCUUCCCCUACUACCUCUGUCAUCAGCCGGAUUCCAAUGCCCUUUGACACUGAGGAAGCACCUCGAAUCUCCCUAAGUAACCGUAAUGCUGGCCUAUCUCUAACCAAACAGAAAUCCAGAUCAAGUAUGAACGAGAACAACUGUUACCAUGGAGUGGAUGUGGCAGAGGAUGUAAACUGCAGAGGACGGUCUGUAGUUGAGAGCACACCCUACAACACAGGCUCCAGUCGUGGCCUCAGGGUAAAUACAUCUGAGGGUGUGGUAGUACUAAGUUACUCAGGGCAAAAAACAGAGGGACCUCAACGGAUCAGUGCCAAAAUUAGCCAGAUCCCACCGGCCAGUGCAGUCGACAUAGAGUUUCAGCAGUCUGUCUCUAAAUCUCAGAUUAAGCAAGAACCAUUUGCCCCAUCCCAGCUUUGCACUCCCAAGGGACCCCUGACACCCACAGGGUACGGACAACCGGGGGUACUCUUAACUGGCCAUACAUACAAUUCUCAGCCUGUCAUCUCCACCAUUAAGCAGGAGAGUCCUGGUUCUGAAAAGUCAGAGUCGUCAUAUCACACUGGACCCCAGGGUAGCGCAGUAAGGAUGUUUCAACAACCGGUCACUAGUCCUCAAAUAUUGAUGUACAAUCGGGCUGUGAUGCAGCAGCACGUAAAGAAAGAGCCUGGAGCAGAAUCCAAACCAAUGAUGGUGGAUAUGGCAAAGGCACACCAGACAUCCAACCUCAGCCCAAUCAUGAAUCCACAUUACCCAUCUUUGACUGGAAACCGCAUGAGUCCUAGUCCCAGUACCCCAUCUGAUUGGUCAGUCCCACACCUCAAGCAAGAGCCUCAUUCCCCUCGAGCAACGGGCCACUCACCUUUACCCUUUGCGAAAGUUUGCUCUCCCAGAAACUCAAUGUCCCCCCAUGCCAGCUCUAUGGUUUUGCAUCCUGGCAUGCCUGAGAUGUCUCCAUAUGUUGCCAGUAUGCACCACCCCCACCCAGAGCAGUCUGUUAUAAUGACCCCGGUGUCACACAGCGUCACCCAGUCAGUGUCUAUAGGUCACCUCUCACACAGCGAUGUCAGGAUGAAUACCCCACAGCUCUCUGGAAUGAAUCAUCGAAGACGGGCGAAUUCCAUACCAUCUCCCCGCACUGGACCUCCUCAGCGCGCCAACACCAUCAGAGAAAUGGUGCUGCAGUCACAUGCGGGCCCCACUCGGGGAGCAUCAGACAGCUGUGCCGAAGAGAACAUGAAGCACUACCACCAGGGGCUGUGUAGACCCUCUGCACCCCAGCUCCAGUCAGAUUUGAUGAUGAUGCAGGCAGAGCAGCACAGAGGGCUGCAUCACGCAGGCCUACGUCUGGACCAGUACAGCAUGGCCUCCCGAGACAUCAGAGACAUGCGCGACAUACGGGACAUGCGCAUCCUGAUGCACCAUCAGCUAGGAGAGCACACCAUUGCAGAGGGACGUCGGUCACAAACUCCUGAGGCAGGAGCAACCUCAAUCAUCAACCUCUCUGCUGCCUCCAAGACUCCAAAAGGCAUGACGCAGAUGCGGAAGGAGAUUCCUAAAACAUUGGAGGCAAAGAUGUCUCACCCACCUCAUACUGAGAGCAGCAGGAUGAUGGGGGUCCAUCCAUCUGUCCCUGUUAUGGUGUCUCCUCAUCAUCAUCCUCAAGGUGUUCAGCUGAUUCAUCCAGGUGGCACUGGCUCCUUCCCAGUGUACCGGGAUAUGCACGGCUUCCACUCCCAGUUUUCUAGUCACUCUUCGAUGGGAUUGAACCUGGCUCCCCGCGGCAUCACACCUUCCCAGGAUGAUGAUCUCAGCCACAGGGGCAAGCUAUCUCAGUCACUCUCUGCUGGGUCACUUGGUGGAGGAAGUGAAACCAAAUCGGACAACUCCCACCUCCGUCACACAGCCUCCAUGGACUUAUCCCACAUGCCCCGGAUGCAGAGGGACACCAUUUCACCCUCUUAUACUUCUCCCAUGGCUCUCUCCCACAAGCAAGAGCUAGCUCUGCAGAAGGGCCCACCAGUCUUCAUGCCGAGCCCUCCAGUAGCAACCCUCUCAAGUUCCUCACAGUUGCACCCUGAGGGUAAACUGGGGCACUCAGGAUACCGGUCCGUCGAUAUGGUGCAGCUUUUAAUGAAAUACCCCAUAGUAUGGCAAGGCCUGCUGGCUCUGAAGAAUGACUCGGCUGCCGUGCAGCUCCACUUUGUCUCUGGCAACAACGUUCUUGCCCACCGUUCACUGCCGCCACUGGAGGGAGGGGCCCCGCUCCGCAUCGCACAGAGGAUGAGGUUGGAAGCGUCCCAGCUUGAGGGCGUGGCUCGCAGGAUGAUGGUGGAGAGUGACUACUGCCUCCUGCUAGCUCUGCCAUGUGGACGGGAUCAGGAGGACGUUCUCAGUCAGACCCUUCUCCUAAAAGGAGGCUUCAUCACCUACCUACAGCAAAAACAAGCAGCUGGGAUCAUCAAUGUCCCCAACCCCGGCUCCAAUCAGCCGGCAUAUGUGGUGCAGAUUUUUCCACCAUGUGAUUUCUCUGAGAGCCACCUGUCGCGGCUCGCCCCCGACCUUCUCAACAGUAUCUCCAGCAUCUCCCCUCACAUCAUGAUUGUCAUUGCCUCCGUGUAAUACCUCCAAUAAAAAAAACUCCAUUCUCUAGAACCCAACAGAAUCAAGCCAACACCAGCCUUUUUGGACUUUCAUCCAGGUUAGAAAACUGGAAAUGCCUCAGUUUGGAUGGGUUUGACCUCUUUUUUUGUUUUUAAAACAUGCACUCACUCUUACUUCUCUUCACCAAGUCCUUAAGUCAUCCUUCCACCUCUGAUUCCACAACUCCCUGCCUUUACGGAGAGCAUAUGGAAGGGUGGAUUGGGGGUUUUCAUGAUCAAUUCUAUGAUCAUACAUUUCACUUUUGCAAUCGUUGGAAGUAAACCGGAUUGCGUCUUGAUUUUGAAAGCAUUCGAGGAGACGAAGGAACAAAAAGAGAAAGACUGCUAUGGGAUGUUUUUACUCUCAUUGAAAUAAUGAUUGUGAUUUUAUUUACAUCCUUUGGGGAUUUUCUUAGAGAACAGAUCCAAUCAGUCAUUGCACUAUGUUGAGAAAAAAAACAUGAUCUUUGUACAGAUUAGAGAAUAAAAUGCUACCUAAUUAUAAUAGACAUGCGCCAGUGACCAGCUUUACUUGUGCAAGAGAAAAAUAGAAAAAGGAAUAAUGUCUGCUUCAUCAAUCUUCUGUACUGCUUCAACUCUUCUACCAUCGGCCAACUUAAUUUCCUUCUACUUCAUUUCCAGAGUCAACUCUAUCCUCAGAGGGUACUAUUUGAGUUGUACAGUUUGCACUUAAUGCCUCAACAGGCGACUAUAUAUAUAAUUUGUUUAUUUUUUGUUUGUCUUAUUUACAAGUCAAGGUGUCGUAGACAAUUGCAAAACUGUAAAUAUUAUAAAUAUUUAAAGAUUAAAAGUAUGUAAGGAGGCCAAGUGGAUUAUAUGACAACUCAUCACUAUCAACCUUUUGGGGGUGGUGAGGGGUGGCAACUGGCAAGGACCCCUACAAAACUCCUAGGCGUGACAUUUACAAACUUUUGUUAUUGGAAUUGAUUCUGUGCCAAAAUCUCUUUUUCAAUGAACCCCCAGAACCUAUUUUCAUACUUGACUUUGUAUUUGUCACUCAGAUCUACUGUACCAGCCUCUGUUUGUACUUUGUUUUUUAUAUAUUUUCUUCAUCAGCCCAACCUGUUACAGCAUACAUACUACUACUCCAUUGUGAAAUCCUGUCCUCAUUUCCAUGGAGUGCCAUAAACUGUUCUAUUUGAUGUUGGUGAACAUAGUCCUUCUGUCUCUCUCCUUGUGUCCUCCACUGCCCUCUACCAUUCCUCUGAAAAUACUCCUGGAUACCAAUAUGUGCUCCCAAAGUCAAAAAGCAAAUUACUCAAUGACAGCUGUAGCAUGCUUAACUUGAAUAAGUAAAGGGUAAAUACAAUCCGUAAGGCAACGAAUGUGACUAAAACUUUAAACAAUGCUGGGAAUGUAUGUGUAAACGGUCUCUCUUUCCUUUCCCUGUACUAGUGUCUCCCUGAGCCAAUUCUGUAAAUACUCAUGUUCUCAAUAUGUGCUCUUGUGUACUUUCCCUUAUUACUGUCUCCAUUCAGGGUCUUCAUGUUUUGUGUGACAAAACAAAGCAGUCCGAAAGACGAAGCUACUUGUGAACCGAUGCAGAUUCUCAGUUUUUGUGGUGUAAAUAUUUCUAUGACUGCAGGCUGAAUACUUUCAUGGUGAUAUUGAAGGCACUUAUAAUUUUUGUAUACAACUUACAAGAAAAUACCCCAAAAACAAAAUUAUUUAUCUUAAACUGUCUUUUGAUCAAUCUUAUUUCAUAAUUUUCAGUGUAUUUUGCUGUUCCUCCAUGAGGACAUUUUUAAACUAAAAUAAAUGGUUGUUUAACAUCUACAGAUCCAUUAAAUGGUCUGUCACUCUUGA
Messenger RNA from Salvelinus fontinalis (brook trout), 12832 nucleotides. RefSeq names its product spen family transcriptional repressor (gene spen). Gene Ontology annotation, cellular component: nucleus. Gene Ontology annotation, molecular function: mRNA binding. The transcript has 15 exons. Gene Ontology annotation, biological process: regulation of alternative mRNA splicing, via spliceosome. NCBI's taxonomy places the organism in Eukaryota, Metazoa, Chordata, Actinopteri, Salmoniformes, Salmonidae. The record is from RefSeq and is a predicted model, not a curated record. The coding region runs from base 333 to 10985 and encodes 3550 amino acids.